Molecule: messenger RNA, 393 nt
Organism: Plasmodium relictum
Lineage: Eukaryota; Apicomplexa; Aconoidasida; Haemosporida; Plasmodiidae
Product: conserved Plasmodium protein, unknown function
Exons: 6
Coding region: 1-393 (130 amino acids)
Source: RefSeq, a predicted model, not a curated record
AUGACAAAAGUUUUUUUGUUGUUUUUUGUUUUUUUUUUUAAAAACACAGUUAUCCCCGAAAAAAUUAAUGAUAUUCCUUUAGUUAAUUAUGAAAUGGUGCCUUUACAAAGAUGGAAGGUAUCUGCAAAAGAAUUAAUAAAAUUAAAAGAAAAACUAAAGAUUUUCAUAACAUCAGAAAUUCAAAGAGAAGGUUCUAGAAUGCUCAGGAAGUAUUAUAAAGAAUUCUAUGUUUUAGACGAAGAUAACUUGAAUGAAAACAUUUCUAAAGAAACUUUAGAUAAAAAAGAAAUGAAAACUCCUCCAUUUUUAGAAAACACCAAAUUAGAUGAAAAAGGAAAUAAAAAUAAAAUAAAAAAAACAUUUGAAAUAAAUGGUCCUAUAUUAAUAAUUUAA